This is a messenger RNA of Phymastichus coffea, 2080 nucleotides long. RefSeq names its product purine nucleoside phosphorylase-like. Gene Ontology annotation, molecular function: purine-nucleoside phosphorylase activity. Bases 107 to 1078 code for a protein of 323 amino acids. Lineage: Eukaryota; Metazoa; Arthropoda; Insecta; Hymenoptera; Eulophidae. Gene Ontology annotation, biological process: nucleoside metabolic process. The transcript is spliced from 6 exons. The record is from RefSeq and is a predicted model, not a curated record. Gene Ontology annotation, cellular component: cytoplasm.
AGACGGCAUCGCCAUACAGACGCCGAAGGCUUAUCAGUCGCUCGAGACGUUCGCUGCAGCAGUUGUCAAUUUUCCCUCGCGCUCUUGGCCAAAUAAAGUGUUGAAGAUGCCCAUGGUCGAGAGCAAGAACGAACAUCCGAAACACAUCAAGAGACCCAGCGAGAAUGAUUUCUUGCACACUCAGGUCAAACACGCGCCACAGAGUCAGCCGCAAUUCAGCUACGAAGCUCUUCAGGAAAGUGCUCAAUAUUUACUCGAUCGCACCACCAUCCGACCAAGGAUCGGAAUUAUUUGCGGUUCUGGAUUGGGUCCGAUCGUCGACACCUUAACUCAAAAACAAGUUUUCCCUUAUGAAGAAAUUCCACAUUUUCCAAGCUCCACUGUCAAGGGCCACGUCGGCCAAAUGGUCUUUGGUUACCUUCAAGGUGUACCGGUUAUGUGUAUGCAGGGACGGUUCCACUAUUACGAAGGAUAUCCGCUUUGGAAGUGCGCGAUGCCAGUGAGGGUGAUGAAGUUGGUUGGUGCGACUCACCUGAUAGUGACGAACGCCGCCGGAGGCAUCAAUCCCAAUUUCAAAGUCGGUGAUAUUAUGCUCAUGAAGGACCACGUCAACAUGAUGGGCUUCGCCGGUAACAGUCCUCUUCAAGGACCCAACGACGACAGAUUUGGACCAAGAUUCCCACCCAUGAAUCAAGCUUACGAUAAGCAACUCUUGGCGAUAGCCGACAAAGUCGUAGCCGAAAUGGGCAUUCAAAAUAUCGUACGCAGAGGAGUAUACACGUGUAUUGGCGGUCCUAAUUACGAGACCGUUGCUGAAUUCAAGAUUCUCCAGAUUCUUGGCAUCGACGCCGUCGGCAUGUCCACGGUCCACGAAGUCAUCACGGCUCGCCACUGCAACAUGAAAGUGUUCGCGUUUAGUUUAAUCACAAACAUGGCCACGUCCAAUUAUGAAGAUCACACCGAGGCCGACCAUAAGGAAGUUAUGGAGAUAGGCAAACGCAUGGAAGGUCUUCUCAAAGAAUUUGUUUCCAGAAUGAUCGCGCACAUCAAGGAUACUUUUGACGAUGUAGCCAAAUAACUGAACGAUACAGCAUAAAGGAGAAUGAAACAAUGACAACUAUGUAUAUUCAUCGAUAUCAAAAGAAUAGGCUCUGCUGUAUUUAUUUUUCGAGAUAGCUAAUACUUCAUCCAGUGCGUGAUUGUCCUUCUCGUUCUAAAAUUUCUUAGAAUGAUAAUCGUUCAAUGUAGAUUUUGCGACUAUUCAUUAGCGUUGACUGACAAAGAGUUUUAAGCACGUGGAAUAUUAAAUGUCUUUUAAACACGAUUACUGACGUAUUCUCCGUAAAUAGUUCAAGUAUUGCAAGAAGAUUGGACGAGAGGACACUAAGUUCUCAUUUCGCACACUCUGGAAUCAUUGUAGAAAACCUUAGUUUUACAUGAUGCAUCGCUUAGUUUUAAGAAUUAUAUAUUUGUACGUAAAUUUCGUAAUUUUAAUUUAACCAUUUCAGUAAAAUAACAUCAUUUUAUAAUAAAAAUUGACUUAUUUGAUUUGAAUAAGCAUCCUUGAUAAUUACUGAGUUAUCUCUUAGAUUUCAUGUUAAACGCAAGACAUAAUAAUGUUUUUCUCCUGUGUCUUACAAUACGUAUAAUCCUUUGGUGAAAUUAAUGAUAAAUGAAAAAAAUAGUAGCUUGAAGUUAAUAAGCAGUUAAGUUUGGUUGAACAACAUGUUAACAAGUUUUUCCAAUAACUUAAUUCGUUUAUUUGAUUAAGUUAGAUUUACUGUUUGUAGAUACUCCCUCUAAAUACGAUAAAUCUAUCGUUUUGGAAAACGGUAAAUUAUUAUAUGAUAAUUAUUUUUGGUUUUUAAUUGAUUUCGAUAAAAUCAAAAGACGAAAACUUUUAAAUAAAAAAUAAUCAUUGAAUAUCGUGUCUCAUAGAUCAGUACUUCUGUCUAUGUUCGAUAAUCUGUGUGAAGUAUAAUUAGCAAAAACUUCCAAAAAGCUAAAAAACAAGUAUAUCAAAUUAAAAUUUGAUUUGUAAACACUUAGAAAUAAACAAAGUUCUUGAUUGUAUCAAUAU